CUGACCGUGAUAUGUAAAACAAAGCCAUGAAAUUAAAUCAAAUUAAUUCAAAAAAUCGAUAUUGAAUGAAGUCUUAUGAAGUUAUCGGGUGAAUAAUCAAAGCGGUAAAAUAAUUUACAGUUUUCAAAAUGACUUUGGGGACUUUUUAAAGUACCCGGAUAGUGAAUCUAAAAUGGCGAAUCAGGGGAACAACAUAGAUGACAUGGGGAGGAUACCUCCUCCAAACUGUACCAAAAUAUUCAUCUCAAGAGACUUUUCUGAAGGAACUACAGUGAAAUUUCUCACAAAAUUUCCAACAGAAUUGGAAGGAAAGAUUGAUAAAAAGGACUUUGAUGCAACAAUGAACAGGCUUAAUGAACUAUAUACGGAAGCAGAGAGUUUAAGCUCAAAGUCAUAUUGUGAAAGUUGCUUUGCUUGUCUCUCUGCAUAUCUUGUUUACAUGUGUAUGGACACUCAUUAUGAAAAAGUUUUAAAAAAGAUUGGCCGGUUUUUGCAAGAUCAAAAUGACAAUGUGUACCUUCCAAGGGGUUUGAUGCUGAUUGAUCCCAUAGAGAGAGGCCUCAGAUGUCUUGAAAUAUGUAUACUGACAGAAACAUCGCCCUCAAUUACAAGGUGAAAUGACAAUAGCAAACUGUGUGUCAGAAUUCCAUAGAGAGACUGCAUUGGAAUACUUAUUCUACAAUAGUGGACUACUUUUUCUACAAUAGUGGACUACUAUUUUUACUAAAGUAGGAAGAUGUACAAUGGAAGUUUUACAAUGCUGCAUGAAAUAAUUGAGAUGUGCUUAGUUGUACAUAUGAAACUUGAAUGAAUGUUAUCUAACAUAAAUUAUAUUUUGGAUCAUCACAAAUAUAGUGGAUCAUAUUGUAUGGUUUAAGGAUUUAAGCCCUGGACU
This is a messenger RNA of Owenia fusiformis, 895 nucleotides long. The record is from the annotation of a GenBank genome assembly. NCBI's taxonomy places the organism in Eukaryota, Metazoa, Annelida, Polychaeta, Sabellida, Oweniidae.